AUGAACGAGCUAGUCGAUAUCAACUCUGAUCUUGCAGAUCGGUACGAAUGUUUGAUCAAACCCAAGCCAUUGACCACCAUCACCCCGGUUGCAUCCGACAUUACAAACAAAAUCUUCCUGAUGGAUUCCCCAGAACCGAGCCCUCUGGAGACCGCUUUGCCAUCCUCAUCAGCUUCCACCGACGAGACUGAUGAUAUGGGCCAUGUGGCUAGCGACGACGACGUCGAUUACGUCGAUUACGACGAGAUCUCUCUCGAAGAUCCGCUUGACAUCGAGCGACAGAACCCCACCCCAGCCGACGCCCUCCCCUCUCCAGAACUGGGGAUCUACGAAUCUGUCCCACAGACACCCAUUCUCGUCUCUGGUCCUAUCCCAGCACUGGAGGGUUAUCCGCCAAGUCCUCGCCCCAAUGCCCGAAAGAUUCCCUCCCGUGCUCGUCCCAAACCCGAACUCAGCGCCUACGAGAAGGAGGUGGCCUUGCAUAGGCGUCGCAUGAAGGAACGAGAGGAAGAAGACAUCAUGAUUUCUGCUGGAUUUAGGAUGGAGGAGGCACUUAUCACCAGCGCAGAGUUGUGGCUUUACCGUCAUAAGCCGUUCCAGGAGUAUCGAGUCAAUGAUCCGAGCCCUUUGAGAAAAUGCUGGGUUAAGGGCUUCGAGUAUGACCUGGAUGAGUUCGAUCUCUACGCAGGAUUGUGGGAGCCUUGGGAGGUAGCCUAA
This is a messenger RNA of Venustampulla echinocandica, 717 nucleotides long. RefSeq lists its product as uncharacterized. Lineage: Eukaryota; Fungi; Ascomycota; Leotiomycetes; Helotiales; Pleuroascaceae. The transcript is spliced from 2 exons. The coding region runs from base 1 to 717 and encodes 238 amino acids. The record is from RefSeq and is a predicted model, not a curated record.